AUUUUCUCAAACACCACUCGGGCUGCCUGUCCAUAGGGCAGACGAAUCUCCUUUAGUCUUUCUCUUGAAUGUGCUCUUCAAUUUCAUUAAUCUCUAUUCAUGGGUAUAACAAUAUCGGAAGAAUUGGACAGAGUAUCACUUGUUCCUGGCUUUGCAGACUUCUAGAGAUGCAUCUAGUCCCUGUCGGCACACUCAGGGUGGGGGCUAAGGGCAUUCCAAGGAUUCAGCCUCUCUAAAUGUCAACUGUUUUCAAGAAAUCACAGGUCAGGGAUCCCAUCUGUUCAUUCUCCCUCCAUAUAAAAAUCCGUCAGGUGUUCACAUAUUCAAAGAAGAGGCUACUCACUCCAUCUGGUAAACCAACAUACUCAUGAUUUAGUGGAAAGAGCCCUGGAGUAGCACAGAGGGCUGCCUCAGUACACACUUAACUGAGCAUCUAACAAUGAAUGGGUCAAGCCCUUCGUAGGCAUUGGCAAUGGGAAGAUGACCAGUACAGACAGCGGAAGCUUGCUUUCAAGGCCUUCAUAAAGCGCUGGAGAUGACAAACAAACACCGUCAGAUACAAAGGGUCAGGUUCAGGACGCCAAUCAUAAUCAAAAAGCCGCGGAACACAAAGGAAGGAUUACUAGGGGUAAGUUCCAGGAGGGCAUCACAGAGAGACCUUUGAGCUGGAUUCGGAAAGACAGAUAAGUUUAAGCUGUAAGUGGGGACGAUAAUUCCCGGUGGCGGGAACCGAAGAAGCCGAGGCAGCGUUGGGACGGAGCCCAGGUGGCACCCGCGGCGCUACAAGGACACACAAGCUGUGGCAAGUGGGGUCAACUUCUCCACGCCUUGGCUCAGAAACCUGUUAUGAUUAUACCCUAAAAGCGCUAGGAAAAACUACAGAACUGCGAGGCGCCUGUGAGGACGCAAACACCGCCAAGCGAGUCCUCCACGCCUCCAUUCCCGACUUAGCGAAGUCUAGACUCCGGCCCACAGCCGAGAGGAAAGAAAGACCGGGGGUCGGGGAGGGCCCCUCCGGGGGCGGGCUCCGCCGGAGCCUGGCUGAGCUGCGCACCGCCACAUUGGUUGCGCGGCCUCGGGCUGAGCGCUUCCCGCCGUCUCCCACCGCAGUCCCCACAUCCCCUCUGAAAGGCUCGGCACUUCCCGACACCUCCUCAGUUGUCGCGGCAGCUCCCGCUUCUCACAGCCGCGAAGCCCGGGCCUAUCCCGCGGUCGGGCCUCCACGGCCCUCUUCGCCGUGACGAAUCGGCGCCCGGUUGGGAAAGUAUCCAAAUUCGGGGAGUUUUGAGAGCCAAUGGGGCCUGAAAAAAAAUCCCUGAGUGUGCUAAGCAUCACCGCGUCCUCAUUAGAGGUUUAUUUUUUCUAAAGAGGGUCUGGUGGGGCCUGGAAAAAAAUUAAGAAGAGUGUGGAAAGUGCGAGUGCGGAAGCUCCGGACGCGAGGGGCGGGGCGUGCGCGGGACAAAGGGAAGCGAAGCCGGAGCUGCGGGCGCUUUUUCUGCCCGCGGUGUCUCAGAUUCAUUCUUAAGGAACUGAGAACUUAAUCUUCCAAAAUGUCAAAAAGACCAUCUUAUGCCCCACCUCCCACCCCAGCUCCUGCAACACAAAUGCCCAGCACACCAGGGUUUGUGGGAUACAAUCCAUACAGUCAUCUCGCCUACAACAACUACAGGCUGGGAGGGAACCCGGGCACCAACAGCCGGGUCACGGCAUCCUCUGGUAUUACGAUUCCAAAACCCCCAAAGCCACCAGAUAAGCCGCUGAUGCCCUACAUGAGGUACAGCAGAAAGGUCUGGGACCAAGUAAAGGCUUCCAACCCUGACCUAAAGUUGUGGGAGAUUGGCAAGAUUAUUGGUGGCAUGUGGCGAGAUCUCACUGAUGAAGAAAAACAAGAAUAUUUAAACGAAUACGAAGCAGAAAAGAUAGAGUACAAUGAAUCUAUGAAGGCCUAUCAUAAUUCCCCCGCGUACCUUGCUUACAUAAAUGCAAAAAGUCGUGCAGAAGCUGCUUUAGAGGAAGAAAGUCGACAGAGACAGUCUCGCAUGGAGAAAGGAGAACCGUACAUGAGCAUUCAGCCUGCUGAAGAUCCAGAUGAUUACGAUGAUGGCUUUUCAAUGAAGCAUACAGCCACCGCCCGUUUCCAGAGAAACCACCGCCUCAUCAGUGAAAUCCUUAGUGAGAGUGUGGUGCCAGACGUUCGGUCAGUUGUCACAACAGCUAGAAUGCAGGUCCUCAAACGACAGGUCCAGUCCUUAAUGGUUCAUCAGCGAAAACUAGAAGCUGAACUUCUUCAGAUAGAGGAACGACACCAGGAGAAGAAGAGGAAAUUCCUGGAAAGCACAGAUUCGUUUAACAAUGAACUUAAAAGGUUGUGCGGUCUGAAAGUAGAAGUGGAUAUGGAGAAAAUUGCAGCUGAGAUUGCACAGGCAGAGGAACAGGCCCGCAAAAGGCAGGAGGAAAGGGAGAAGGAGGCAGCAGAGCAAGCUGAACGCAGUCAGAGCAGCAUCGUUCCUGAGGAAGAACAAGCAGCCAACAAAGGCGAGGAGAAGAAGGACGACGAGAACAUUCCAAUGGAGACAGAGGAGACACACCUUGAAGAAACGACAGAGAACCAACAAAACGGUGAAGAAGGCACGUCUACUCCUGAGGACAAGGAGAGUGGGCAGGAGGGGGUCGACAGUAUGGCAGAGGAAGGAACCAGUGAUAGCAACACUGGCUCGGAGAGCAACAGUGCAACAGUGGAGGAGCCCCCAACAGAUCCCAUACCAGAAGAUGAGAAAAAAGAAUAAAUGUUGCCUUGUUUUAUGUGUUCUAAAUACUUUUUUAAAUGAAAAAAUGUUUUUUGGUUUUAAUGGUGUUAUGUGGUUUGUGUAUUAAUUUUUUUCUUGUCCAUAUCACACCACCAAAGGCUUUUGGACCAUUUAGCCUCAUGAACCUAAUGGCACAGUCAGUCACCCUUCUUAGUGUUGUGAAGAUGGCCCUUUUCUUUGGAUCUUGUUUCUAGCCCUCAACUGCUGAAAGCCUCAGAAUUUAGAUUAAUUGAGAAAACACCCUCCUCUUUUAGAGAAUUAUCCUUUGAUGCUGCAGAAUCUACUGUUACAAUGCCUUCCUACAGCUCACUGGGGUGCUUACCAAAGCCAUAGCUUUAAACCUUCCCAAUCCCCAUCAACAGUUUCCUGAAAAUCUCCUCUCUUGUUUACUUCUGCAAAGGGUAGCUUCUUAAAACUGUAAUCAUGUAUGAGUAUGUAUUUGUUCACUUCCCCUUUUUUACUUUUAGUCAAUGUCAGAUACCAAGAGUUGUGUUAAGAAGUUGAGUGUAGGCUACAACUAACUAUGCUUGGAUCUUACCGAUCCAGAAAUAGCUCCCAUAGUUAAGAGUAGUUACUUAAGAAAUGGUCAUUAAAGUGAACACAACGCAUAUACAUUAUCUAUACUGCUUUUUGUUAUGAUUAAUAUUGGGUAUGUUCUGGUAAAUUCAUCCUUACUGUAUAGAAAAAAAAUUACUUUUUUACCAGGUUUUCCAAAGACAGACUAGAUCACAAAACUCAAGGAAUUUAAUAUUCUUGUAAUGGACUAGAUAAUUUAAACUAAUUAGCCCAUUCCAGAAGAAAAACAGCUGGGAAUUAAGUUAAUCCACUUGAAAUUAUUUUACAAUAAUCAGAACAUUCAAAACCUCAAGGCUCAGGAUCCCAUAGAUCGAGCCCACCUUUUUGAUAAACUCUUAGUACUAAGUCUUGAGACUAGAAGCAAGAUAGUUUGUGACACAUGCUUCCCAAAAUCUAGAAUAGAUUUUUACUGAAUAGUGGUAUAUCUGAUGGUAUAUGUUUCCUAAAGGUCCAAAUAUAAUAAAAAAAUGAAAAAAAAAGGUCUCAGUGUUUUUAAUGCACUACAUACUUGUAUGCAAGACAAGCAUCCAGUUUUCUUUCUGUAAUGCAGUGACAGUGUGGAAUGACCACUCAGCCAUUGCAAGUUUGUGUACUCGGGGCCCUUGUCUCACCCAACUAUGUUUAUAAACUGCUGCAAAAGUCAGUUCACUUGUACAAGCUACUUGUGAAAAUCAGUUUUCAUAGUCAAUGUCAUAUAUGGAAGUUGGCCUUUGACUGCAAAAGUAAGGGGAAUAUGUUUCCACAUUAACAUGAGGAAUAUGAAGAAAUCUCUAACAUUUGAAUUAUGUUUGAAAAAGUGGCUAAAAACUCUAAGUCCUGUACUUCUAUGGAGAGAACUUUUCUAUACUGGCAUGAGUGAAUUUACAAUGAAUUCACUCUUAGUUCAUGGCACAUUAGUGACUAGGAAUCUGUUCAGCCUCCUGAGAGGAGGGAGGAAGGUUGUCUGGUGCCAACAACUCUUGACAUCGGUUUCCUUGUGUGGCAAUGAUUUUAUCAAAUAGAUCUGUUUCUGAGUGUUGGCCAUUAUAUGACUAGGAACUCAGCCUAUCUCAUCUCAGACAAAUUGGAGAGCCUCUGAUACAUUUUCUAGUAGUCAAAAUGGGGUAGAUGUAGAUUAACGUGGGUGGAAAACUGCUCAAUUAAAGAUAUCAGGUUAUUUACUAUGGUAUCCAAGGUUCUAAGAGAAUGGAAGUGGUUCCUUUGCUCGGCUGGAAAUGGAACUGGGAAAAUAAGUCUAUCCAGGCCCAGCUUGCCCAUACAACACUGGCAAUUGGCUGAUGGCUGAUGAGGGAAUUUUUUUUUUUUGAGAUGGAGUUUCGCUCUUGUUACCCAGGCUGGAGUGCAAUGGCGCAAUCUCGGCUCACCGCAACCUCCGCCUCCUGGGUUCAGGCAAUUCUCCCACCUCAGCCUCCUGAGUAGCUGGGAUUACAGGCACGCACCACCAUGCCUAGCUAAUUUUUUGUGUCUUUAGUAGAGACGGGGUUUCACCAUGUUGACCAGGAUGGUCUCAAUAACUUGACCUCGUGAUCCACCCACCUCGGCCUCCCAAAGUGCUGGGAUUACAGGUUUGAGCCACGCUGUAGUCUCGCUCUGUCACCCAGGCUGGAGUGCAGUGGUGCCAUCUCAGCUCACUGCAACCUCCACCUCCAAGUUCAAGUAAUUCUCUCUGCCUCAGCCUCCCAAGUAACUAGGAUUGCAGGCGCUGCCACCAUGCCUGGCUGAUUUUUGUAUUUUUUAGUAGAGACAGGAUUUCACCAUGUUGGCCAGGCUGGUCUUGAACUCCUGACCUUUGGUGAUCCACCUGCCUCAGCCUCCCAACGUGCAGGGAUUACAGGUGUGAGCCACCGUGCCCAGCCCCAUAGUCCCCCAAUUUUCUAACAGGAAUUUUAAAUUCCGUAACAUCCCAUCUAUAAACAAGGCUGUCUUUUUAAAUGGCUCUCCGACAGGAUGUGAUAAUUAUGUAUUCUAUAAAGCCGAGAUUUGGGGAGAUAUAUAUAAUUCACAUUAACAAGAUAAUGUAAAUGCCCUAUGGAAAACAUAAUACUUGGACUAUAUUUGAAAGGGGAAUCUGGGGUCAUGCAUAUUGAAGUUCAACUAGAUCCCUCCAGAUUUUUUGUUUUGAUCCUACACAUUUAGAGACUAGUUUGGGAUUUUAGACAGUUGGUGCUGACAGUGUGAAAUUCCCAUUGCCUGCAGUUAAAUUGAAGCUUUGGUUUCUCAUGUGAACAGGCAGUGAAGCCGGGAUUAUACUUUAAGCCCUCAUUUCAGAAAUAGUUUCCCUCCACCCCCGAGCACUACCACACAUGGUCUCCCCACCUGGUUUCAGCUAGUGCAUGAGUUUUCUCUUGUUUUUUACCGCUGGGCAAACCUUGCUGAAACAACAACCGACUUCUUAAUGAUUUGCACAUUUGGAGGGCUUAACGUCUUUGCAAAUGAAAAAUCCACUGUGCAAUAACAAGCUCAAAGGAACUCCGGGCCUUUUUAGAAGAAAUCAUGCUGCAUUACACUGUGGCUUACUGCAAUAAUGUUUCUUUGAUCAGGAUGGAAAAGAAAAUACUGAGUUUAGUAGAAAACAAUGUUAAAUGUAUUUGUAAUGAUACAAUUGUUUAUAAAUGUUUUACUAUUAGGUUGAACCAUAAGAAAUUGCCAGUAUAGGAUUUCAUCUGCAAAAUGACAAUUUCACCUGGUUUAACCUAAAUUCUGCAUUUUAUACUCCAAGAACAAGCUCUUAAUGGCAGCUUUCUACAUGUGAAAUGAUGGAACUUUCUGUUUGCCAGAAUGAUCUACACUUCUCUAAUAGUUUAUGUCAUAUUGUUAGCCAAACCCUGAUUAAAACACAAAUCUCAAACUA
Callithrix jacchus (white-tufted-ear marmoset) is the source of this 6234-nucleotide messenger RNA. It is a transcript of the gene SMARCE1, whose product is annotated as SWI/SNF related BAF chromatin remodeling complex subunit E1. NCBI's taxonomy places the organism in Eukaryota, Metazoa, Chordata, Mammalia, Primates, Cebidae. Gene Ontology annotation, cellular component: SWI/SNF complex. Gene Ontology annotation, biological process: negative regulation of DNA-templated transcription. The record is from RefSeq and is a predicted model, not a curated record. Gene Ontology annotation, molecular function: nucleosomal DNA binding; nuclear receptor binding.